AUGUAUUCUUAAUUUAUUUUAAGUGUGAUAGGAUGCUUCUUAAUAAUUUUAUCAACAUUCUGGUUCAGAACACCUAUAAUAGACAUAAAUGAAAUAAGUGCACAUAGAUAACCAAUGUAUGAUUAAAUUAUUUUGUUUUUUUUGGAUGCUACAGGAUAUCGAUAUAUUAUCAAUGAAAAUAGAGAUCAUUAAAUAUUCUAAACUAUUACUCUAUUGAAAGAAUUAAGAUAGAAUUAUCCAGAACAUUCAUUUCUAUAAAAGACUAAAGCAGUACCACCAUCAACUGAUUUUACUAUAUUAAGUAUUAUAAAUGGAAUCAAAUAAAUGUAAAAUAAUCUAGAUGUUAUAUUCAAAUCAUAUCCAGCACCAUAUGAAGAUUCUAUUUUAAGAAAACAAUUUGAAACAGCAUUAUAUUCAAGUAAAAAAUAGGAUUGGUUAAGAAUGAGUUCAGGGGAGUUCACUUAUAUUGAAAAUCCUUAAUUUUUUAAUUUAGAUAAUAUAUAAAUAGCAGAUGUCUCAUCUUAUUAAUUUUUUAAACAAUCAUUCUAAAAACCAGAACCAGAUUAUUAAUUAUAUGUUGUUCAUAUGAUGGGAUUUGAUGCAUUAGGACAUGCAUUAUAAUAUUAAGAUUAUGAUAAAGGAAUAUAAUUAUUAAGAAUAUAUAAUUCUAUCUUAGAAGGUGUUGUCAAUAAUCUUAAAAAUAAUUAACUAUUAGUUGUUAUUGGUGAUCAUGAUCAAAGUAAAAGAGGAAAACAUUAUUAGUGCUCUCAAGAAUCAUAUGAAUGUGAAGGAUUUAUAUUUGCAUUCAAUAUCAAUGGUCUAUUUCAAAAUGAUUAAAUCUAUCCAUUUUAUGAACCAACAGAUUUAUCAGCUACUAUUUCAUCACUUUUAGGAUAUUCACCUACAAGUUAAAAUCUUGGUAAAAUUAUUCCUUAAUUUUAUCCUAAAAAUACAAAUCAAUCUGAAAUCUAAAAUGAUUAAGAAACUAUCAAAUAAUAAGUACUCAAAUAUCUUGAAACACAAUCAUUCAAAAUAUCAUCUACUUUCAUUCAAGAAUUAAAAUUAGUACCUGCUGAUUAAGUAAUUAGUCAUGUUUAAAGAAAUUUAUAAGUUGGACUACCAAGAAAAGAUACCUUUAUUAUUGGAAUAAUGUUAUUAUUAUUUAGUAUCUAUACCAUAAGAACUCUAUGGGCAUUUUAACAAAUCAUUAUCAUAGUCUCUACUGGCUUCUUUGGAACUUAAAUUUAAUUUAUUGGAUUAUUAAUUUUAGUAAUCUUAAAGAAAGAAUAUAAUUUUAAAUGGAUUCUUAAGUUAUUAGCAAUAGUCAUAUUUAUUCAACUUCAUUAUAUGCAAUAUAUUCCAGAAUUUCUCUUCUCUAUUGAAAUACAAUUCCUGCUCAUUUUAGCGAUCAAAUUUUAUACCUACAUCCAAUCGGGAUAAACUUUUACUAAAUGGAGAGUAUCUCUAUUAUUUGCUAUGGUAGCAAUUUCAUAAAUUACAGUUUAUGUCUUUUUCCUUUUGGGUUAAAGUGAAUUUGAAUUCAAAAGAACUCUAUUGUUAAGUCUUAUCAUUUUCAUAUUCUUACUAUGCAUUAUUGAUCCAAGAUAUUUUAAUCAAGGAAAAAUUAAAGUACUAUAUCUAACCAUACUUUUUAUUUUAUCAGACGUUACUGUCAUUUUCUAACUUAAUUACUCAUAUAAUUUUAUUUAAUUUACUUUCCUAUUUGUGCUCAUUUAAUUUACAGAUGUUAGAUAUAAUGUACUCAUAUCAAAAAUCAUAUAUAAUUAUAUCAAUCCCAUAAAAAUUGAUCAUUAAGUAUUUAGAGGUCAUUAAUAAAUAAAUAUGAAUUCAAUGAUUAUACUCACUUAAGAAUUUGAUAUUGGACCAUCAUUAUUUUCUGUAUUUAUAGGCAGUUUUGGAUGCUAAAUAAUUGGAAUUGCCUCUUUGUUUUUUAAUAAGCUUCAUUCAGAUAGACAUUAAAUUGUUGGUGCUCUUAUAGUUUCUUCUAUUUCUAAUAUACUCUUAGAUUCAUGGUAAAUUCUAAAUUACAAUUAAUCCAUUCUAAACACAAACUAAAUGAUUGAAUAACAAAUAGGAUUGUUAAAUAGUUUACCAUUGAAAUUACUUGAAUUGCUUCUAUUUAACUUUGCUUAUGUAUUAUUAGUCAAAUAAACCAAGAAACAAAGAGAUAUAUGA
Molecule: messenger RNA, 2196 nt
Organism: Paramecium sonneborni
Lineage: Eukaryota; Ciliophora; Oligohymenophorea; Peniculida; Parameciidae
Source: the annotation of a GenBank genome assembly